Molecule: messenger RNA, 1697 nt
Organism: Mangifera indica (mango)
Lineage: Eukaryota; Viridiplantae; Streptophyta; Magnoliopsida; Sapindales; Anacardiaceae
Product: delta-aminolevulinic acid dehydratase, chloroplastic-like
Exons: 13
Coding region: 168-1475 (435 amino acids)
Biological process (GO): heme biosynthetic process
Cellular component (GO): cytosol
Molecular function (GO): porphobilinogen synthase activity; zinc ion binding
Source: RefSeq, a predicted model, not a curated record
AGUUGAACCAACUUACUCUGCCACGCUUGAACAAAACGACAAUUCAAUCCAAGCAGCGCUUAUUCGUGAGAUAAAGGUAAUCGGUAAAUAUCGGGUAGUGUGUGUGCAGCUCGCUUCUUAUUGGCCGCCUUAGAAAUCUCCAUCAGAUAAGCUUUGAAAGUGAAUUCAUGGCUUCAACGGUAAUUCACGCGCCGGGUGCUUGCAGUUCACCUUCAAUCAAGUUUGUAGAUAGCCAAAACUACAUUGGUCUGAAGCCGUCGGUUAAUUUAAGGUUGAAAUUCAAUUUUGUUAAAACGACAGUCAAGGUGCGUCAAAGUCAAUGUCUAUUUAUCGUUAAAGCUGGCGAAACGCGCGAUGGACCUAUUAAGAAACUUGGAUUGACUGAUGCGGAAUGUGAGGCGGCCGUGGUGGCUGGUAAUGCUCCAGAAGCGCCUCCGUUGCCACCCAAGCCCACCGCGCCAGCUGGCACCCCGGUGGUUCCUUCGCUUGCACUUAAUCGGCGCCCUCGUCGUAAUCGAAAGUCCCCUACAUUGCGAGCAUCGUUUCAGGAAACAAAUCUUUCUCCUGCGAAUUUUGUUUAUCCAUUAUUUAUUCAUGAAGGUGAGGAAGACACACCUAUUGGAGCUAUGCCUGGAUGUUACAGACUUGGAUGGCGACAUGGGCUUGUGGAAGAGGUGGCAAAAGCUCGGGAUGUAGGUGUCAACAGCAUUGUGCUCUUCCCCAAAGUUCCUGAUGCUUUGAAGUCUGCCACAGGAGUUGAAGCUUAUAAUGACAAUGGUUUAGUUCCUCGAACAAUAAGGCUACUGAAGGACAAAUAUCCUGAUCUUGUUAUUUACACUGAUGUUGCUUUAGAUCCAUAUUCCUCAGAUGGGCAUGAUGGUAUUGUCCGAGAAGAUGGUGUUAUAUUGAAUGAUGAAACAGUGCAUCAAUUAUGUAAGCAAGCUGUUUCCCAGGCUCGUGCUGGAGCAGAUGUUGUGAGUCCCAGUGACAUGAUGGAUGGUCGUGUAGGAGCAAUUCGUGCAGCUCUUGAUGCUGAAGGCUUUCAUCAUGUUUCUAUUAUGUCCUAUACGGCAAAGUAUGCAAGUUCCUUCUAUGGUCCAUUUAGGGAGGCAUUAGACUCAAAUCCACGUUUUGGAGACAAGAAAACUUAUCAGAUGAAUCCAGCAAACUAUAGAGAGGCUCUAGUAGAAGCCCGUGAAGAUGAAUCUGAAGGAGCUGACAUCCUUUUGGUGAAACCUGGUCUUCCUUAUUUGGAUAUCAUAAGGCUACUCAGGGAUAAAUCUCCUCUGCCGAUUGCUGCAUAUCAGGUUUCUGGUGAAUACUCAAUGAUCAAGGCUGGUGGGGUUCUCAAGAUGAUCGAUGAAGAGAGGGUUAUGAUGGAAUCAUUGAUGUGCCUCCGAAGGGCUGGUGCUGAUAUCAUCCUCACGUAUUUUGCUUUACAAGCUGCUAGAAGUUUAUGCGGUGAGAAGAGGUGAGAAUGGUCUGAUCAACAUGGAACUUUUAUUUAUUAAAAAGCUCUAGGGACAGCUUUUUUGGUACUUGACACUAGAAUAAGUUGAAAUUCUGUGUGAAAUAAAGUAACAAGUGGGUUUGUAAUAAAGUUGUAGAGAAUGUUAUUAGAUUUAUGGGUUUGCAUAUUUUGUUUGACGUUAGAAUUUGAGUGAACUUUGGAAUGAAAUGCUUAAACAUGAUAUUCA